This is a messenger RNA of Hypanus sabinus (Atlantic stingray), 3946 nucleotides long. Its product is annotated as NACHT, LRR and PYD domains-containing protein 3-like. The record is from RefSeq and is a predicted model, not a curated record. Gene Ontology annotation, cellular component: cytoplasm. The transcript is spliced from 11 exons. Gene Ontology annotation, molecular function: protein binding. NCBI's taxonomy places the organism in Eukaryota, Metazoa, Chordata, Chondrichthyes, Myliobatiformes, Dasyatidae. The coding region runs from base 815 to 3304 and encodes 829 amino acids.
UGCUCAGUCCGGGAAGGGCGGUGUUGUUUUUCGUUCUUUGUUGAAGCGGGUCGGCGGUGGGAUCGGGAUCGGGAGGGGGUCCUCACCCUCGCCCCCUGGGGAGCCAGGGACGGAUUAUUCUCUGCGGGGCGACGACAACAGUUUCCUUUCGGGUUGCUACGUUGACCCCACUCCCGCUGAAAGACCCGUCCUGAGCCGGUGAGAGUUAGUGUGACCCGGACUGCGGCAGUCCCGCUCUACCCCGGCUCACCCGGCCCUGUCCAUCUGUAAUGAGCGGCGGACACAUCACAGCCGAGUGGCCUCGGGAGCAGCAGCUCAGACCCAACUCUCUGUACAGAGUGAGAACAUCGGUGCAGGACCAUUGUUGAUCACCCGGGAAGACAGACUGAUUUCCCGGGACCACACUGAACGCCGUCCGGUUACAACAUCAGAGGGUUGCUACAUUGACCCCACUCCCGCCUCGUCCAGCUGUCAGACCCGUCCUGAGCCGGUGAGAGUUAGUGUGACCCGGACUGUGGCAGUCCCGCUCUACCCCGGGUCACCCGGCCCUGUCCAUCUGUAAUGAGCGGCGGACACAUCACAGCCGAGUGGCCUCGGGAGCAGCAGCUCAGACUCAACUCUCCGUACAGGGUGAGAACAUCGGUGCAGGACCAUUGUCGGUCACUCGGGUAGUCAGACCGUGAUUUCCCGGGACCACACUGAACACUGUCCGAUUACAACAUCAGAAGGCAUCACCAGCAGGUGGAGCUUUCCUGCGCCGGGACCAAAGUGUGAACAAAACGACGACAAUCAACAAUCGUCAGUCAGACUCAGAAUGGACACGGAAUUUACAAUCUCUGACCUCCUGGCACCGGGGGAGGAAUACCGACUGUACCAACUGACAAAGUUCUAUAGAGACAGACUCAAACAAGCGAUUGAAGAAAAGGUUGAAAGACUCGGUUGGAUGUUGACAAAAGAGGGACAUUUCAGUAGAGAAGAAAAUGAGAAAGUUACUGAGCUGACAGAGAAGGGAAACCGGGCAGAGAGUUCCAGACUCUUCCUCAGUUUGGUGAAUGGCAAAGGCUCCCGGGCCCGGAGGGCGAUGUGGGAAGCCUUUGUGACAUGGAGGACUGAGUUACCGAAGUUGGAUAGAAUACUGAGAGAAAUACAGGAGCUCGGUCCUGCUCCACUUGAAUACAUGAACUUCGCCGAAGGGUUAUCUGAGUUACCCUCUCAUCUGAUAGAUGUUCAACAGAAACACAAGGAGACUCUGCGGGCACAAACUGAAACACUGAGAGUGAACACGAUCCUGAUGAGGGAGAAGGUGAAGGUUUUCCAGCUGGUUGAUCGAUACGCUGAGCUCACGGUCAUUUCUACUGUUCGAGAUCGGAGACUGGUGGAACAUGAGCUGCUGGCAAGAGGCAGAGACCACGAGGAGUGGAGACAGAAACAUCUCCGCAGAGAGCUAGAAAAAAUUCCGACUGAUCAGUUGAUCCAGAGCAGUUUUUCCCAGAGUAAAUCCAAAUCUGGGAGUUCGGCAGCAGUGGCCGGAGUCCCGGGGAUUGGGAAAACAACAAUGGUACAAAAGAUUGAAUAUGACUGGGCCAUGGAGAAAAUAUACCAACAAUUCCAGUUUGUCUUCAGUUUCAAAUUCCGGGAUUUAAACUCCAUUAACUGUCGAAUAAACCUGAGGGAACUGAUUCUGGAUCAGUAUCCUUACUUUGGGAAUAUCCUGAGAGAGGUCUGGAAGAACCCAGAGGGAUUGUUGUUUAUAUUCGAUGGUUUAGAUGAAUUCAAUGACAAAAUUGAUUUUUCUGAUAGUCGGAGAGACAGAGAACCUCAGUCCACAUGUACAGAUCCUGAAUUCAAGUGCAAGGUGUCGGACAUUGUGUACAGUUUAAUCCAGCACAAGCUGCUCCCAGGGUGUUCAGUGCUGGUGACCACCCGUCCCACUGCGUUACAUUUAUUGGAAAAGGCCAAGAUCAUUGUCUGGGCUGAAAUCCUUGGAUUUGUUGGUGAGGAACGGAAGGAAUAUUUCAUCAGACAUUUUGAAGAUCAGACGGUAGCGGAAGCUGUUUUCAACCACGUGAAGGAGAAUGAGAUCCUGUACACCAUGAGCUACAACCCCUCCUACUGCUGGAUCCUCGCUCUGACACUGGGCCCCUUCUUCACACAAAGAGUCAGGGACCCGCAGCGAGUUCCCAAGACCAUCACCCAACUCUACUCCUACUAUAUUUACAACAUCCUGAAAAACCACGGCCGUGAGAUUGAGAACCCCCGUGAUGUAUUACUCAGGGUUGGUCAGAUGGCCUUCAGAGGAGUGUCCGAGAGGAAGAUUGUGUUUACAGAUGGAGAUUUGAUCAAGUACAAUCUGCAGCCUUCCCAGUUCCUGUCAGGGUUCCUGAUGGAGCUUUUGGAGAGAGAGAAUUCUGCCCGGAGUGUGGUGUACACAUUCCCACACCUCACCAUCCAAGAGUUUGUAGCUGCAGUCGCACAAUUCCUGAAUCCACAUCCCGGGGAUAUCCUGAUAUUCCUCACUGAAGCCCACAGCACGACAGAUGGGCGAUUUGAGGUAUUUCUCCGUUUCGUUGCUGGUCUCUCCUCCCCAAUGACAGCUCGGGGCCUGGAGGAGUUUCUGGGUCCAUUUCCUCAUCAAACAACCUGCCGGGUGAUUGACUGGGUGAAGGGGGAGAUUAAACGCCAGAUUGGAAACACGAGGAGUGAAGCUGGUAAAAGGAGCCUCCUGAACACAUUGCACUACCUGUUUGAGUCUCAGAAUCGUGGACUGGCUCAGGCCACACUGGGAUCUGUGAAAACUCUUUCAUUCAAUGGAAUGACAUUGACCCCGAUUGACUGCGCGGUCCUGUCUCAUGUCAUCGGACUCUGUGAUGAAAUAAAACACCUCGACCUUGAAUACUGCCACGUUCAGUAUGAAGGAAUCCAGCGGCUGGGACCUGGGCUGCAGAAGUGCCAGGAGUUGAAAGUUGGGCAGAAUGUCCUGGGAGAUUCAGGAGUGAAACUGGUGUCUGCGGCUCUGAGGAACCCGGAGUGUAAAAUACAGAAACUGUGGCUGAAGGGCGUCGGUCUCACAGAUUCUGGUGUCGAGGAUCUCGUCUCCGCUCUCAGUAAAAAACCAUCACUGACGGAGCUGGACCUGGGAUUAAACUCGCUGACAGAUGGAUCUGUCCCCGCUCUCCGACGCCUCAUACUGACCCUCCCGUGUCUGGAGCGGAUCGAGCUGGGGUGGAAUCAGUUCAGUGAGACCGGGGGGAAGGAACUGAGAUCUCUGCAGGUACCCAGACCCGGACUGACAGUGAUCCUGUGAACAUCUGAAUGUGUGAACAUCCCCGCCCGCGGGAUGGGGACAUUUUGGCCAAUUCGCACACUACCCUUUAACUGCCACUCUUACCUUCAAUUGCCACACGCCAGGUGUAAUUCCCAACGGUAUUAACGGAACUUUCCAUUCUCCCGCAGUGACGUAUUUCCGCCUAUUGUCCGGCGGCGCAGUUUCCACCGGAUGUGCUGGUUAGGGACUCCCCACAUGAGACUCUGUGGAAUUACACAGACAGUAAGAGUCUGGGUUCCGGGGCUCAGUCUGGGACACCGGUGUCCCGGGGUGGAAUUAUCCCGGGAGAGGAUCCUAUAUCUCCCUUUGCUGAGGACGGUGCAUUCGGCAGCCUGGCCGAUAUAAUGAUGUUAAAUGGACAAAUCCCUCGGCAGUGACCCUGGAUCUGCAGCGAUCCCGGACACGUCCCUGAAGUGUGAUUUUAUAAUCAUCGGUUCCCCGAUGCAGAGUGACGGUGAGAAACGCGACUGAUUAUUCAACCGGUCACUCCUUGUCGCCGGUCAGUUAAUUUUGUGUGACUGAGUGAGUCGGGAGCAGGUUAUUUAUUCCCGCACGUCAGCAGUUCACACAUUCUUUAAUUUACAUUUGUCAUGAUGAAAUCAAUAAACCGCUGUAACUUCC